This is a messenger RNA of Symsagittifera roscoffensis, 797 nucleotides long. RefSeq names its product histone H2A-like. Gene Ontology annotation, molecular function: structural constituent of chromatin; DNA binding; protein heterodimerization activity. Gene Ontology annotation, biological process: heterochromatin formation. The transcript is spliced from 2 exons. NCBI's taxonomy places the organism in Eukaryota, Metazoa, Xenacoelomorpha, Acoela, Convolutidae. Gene Ontology annotation, cellular component: nucleosome; chromatin. Bases 110 to 541 code for a protein of 143 amino acids. The record is from RefSeq and is a predicted model, not a curated record.
UUUUACCUACCAAAUUAGGUCGUCUAAACCAAAGACGUUUUUUUUCAGAUUUGUUGCUUUUUAACGCCAAUCCUUUUUAAAUUUCAAAAUACCAACAAGCGUAUCAAGUAUGCCCGGAAAAGGAAAGAGCGCAGUUGUGGGAGGAGCGAAGGGGGGUAAGCUGGGUGGAAAGAAGAAGACCAGGUCCUCGCGAGCCGGACUCCAGUUCCCAGUGGGAAGAAUCACCCGACUUCUGAAGAAAGGAAACUACAGUCAGCGAGUGGGAGCCGGUGCCCCUGUGUAUCUGGCGGCAGUGUUGGAAUACCUGACUGCAGAGAUUCUGGAACUGGCUGGAAAUGCGGCUAAGGAUAAUAAGAAGAGCCGAAUAAUCCCGAGACAUCUGCAGCUGGCAAUCCGGAAUGACGAGGAACUUAACAAAUUGCUUCAUGGAGUGACCAUUGCUCAAGGUGGAGUCCUUCCCAACAUCCAGGCGGUACUACUACCGAAGAAGUCCCAAAGCAAGAGUGCCAAAGCUGCUGCGGUUGGAAGCCAGGAGUACUAACUUGAUGCUACAAAAAAAACAUGGAGCAUUGCUACAAAUAGUGAUGAGUUCAGUGAAAGAAGAGAAACUUUGUGUAGCUUGCUUCGUAUUUUUGUAAUGAGCCCACAGACUCAGAGACUUAAUCUUGUUUUACUUUUGAUUGAUUUGUUUUUAAGUGCUUUUUGAAUUAGCCAUUGAGGAGAUGUUUUCAUAUAGUGUGUGUGAGAUGCUGUAAGGCUUAAUAUGGAACGGUAGAGUUGAUUUUGACCAAUUGGAA